Arachis stenosperma is the source of this 1019-nucleotide messenger RNA. RefSeq lists its product as uncharacterized. Bases 31 to 942 code for a protein of 303 amino acids. The transcript has 3 exons. The record is from RefSeq and is a predicted model, not a curated record. Lineage: Eukaryota; Viridiplantae; Streptophyta; Magnoliopsida; Fabales; Fabaceae.
UCCAAGUUGUUGGAAGAAUUGGUGCUUAAUAUGCACAGUUUUGCUGCCAUAAAAGUUCCAACCAAUUAUGUUUCCUUAGGAUGCCUAAAAUCAUUGAAGUUAGUUGGGAUUAGAUUCACCCUUGACUACAAAUAUUCAAAGGAUUUGACUUUUGAUUUCCCAGUUCUUCAAAAUUUUGAGGUAGUGAGUUGCACUUGGUUACAUGCAAUUCGUGUUACUUUCAAAAUGCCUCUACUUGAAAGCUUUUUCAUGAAACAAGAAGCUGAAUCUGCAUCUUAUAAGCCAAGUAGCUGCCCGAUCUAUGUUUCUGCUUCACAUUUGAAAAGAUUCAGAUACUGUGCUUAUGGUUUUAUAUCACAGUGUAUUACACUGGUAGAUCCACUGUCUGCUCAUAAUGCUUUUGCUGAUAUCACUCUGUGGAAAUGUGAGAAGGACACACAAACAGGACUUCAUGCUUUUCUACUUCUCAAACAAUUAAAUCAAGUGAAGUAUAUCAAAUUUGAGGGUUCUGAGGUUUUGCCACCAUCAACAGGGCCAAUAUUUCCUUCAUUUGGAAUGUUGAAGCAUCUGGAGCUUGGCUUAGUUGCUGGUGAAAUUUUGUUGGGCAUACUUCUCAAGUCACCAAUUCUCAAGACUUUAAUUUUAAAGGGACUAAAAUCUAAAUUUGACAAAGAGCUUUUUAGCUCUGCUGAUGUGCCUGAGUGUUUGCAAAAUACCUUGGAGGUUGUGAAAUUCGGAGAAGUACAUGGACUUGAGCAUGAGUUGUGGUUAGCUAAAUUUGUGAUGGAAAAUGGUUUGGUCUUGAAGAGGAUGAGUUUCUCUGUUCCUCCCUGGUUAGGCAAUUUUAAUGCCAUUGAAGAAUUUAAAGAGAAGCUAUUCUCUUUCAAGAAACCUUUUAGUUUUGCUUUUGUUGAAUUCUCAUCUCUUCGAGGUGUUAGAUAAGUUUGUAAUUACAUUUUGGUUUAGUUUCUAUGGUAAGGUACUUCAUUAAAGCACACGUGUUAUUAGUGCUAUGUCUA